This is a messenger RNA of Onthophagus taurus, 1669 nucleotides long. RefSeq names its product fumarate hydratase, mitochondrial. Lineage: Eukaryota; Metazoa; Arthropoda; Insecta; Coleoptera; Scarabaeidae. Gene Ontology annotation, cellular component: mitochondrion. Gene Ontology annotation, biological process: fumarate metabolic process; malate metabolic process; tricarboxylic acid cycle. Gene Ontology annotation, molecular function: fumarate hydratase activity. The record is from RefSeq and is a predicted model, not a curated record.
UUAAAAAAAAACUUGCCCAUCAUCAGAGCAGACGAGGGACUCGUCUACCAGUUUUUUCAAUUCUUUGUGUCUUUGGGGUCAGGGUCGAUACUAAAAAUGCCUUUCUCUUACCUUGCCCGUAGCUCUGCAACGCGAGGCGUUAAAAGCUUGGUGAAUAACUGCAGGAGGUCGAUUUAUUCAACAUCCACAAUAAUGGCGGAAUUUCGAAAAGAACGUGAUACUUUUGGUGAAUUAAAUGUACCAGCUGAUAAAUAUUAUGGAGCACAAACCCUUAGAUCUGUUAUGAAUUUUCCAAUUGGUGGCGAACCAGAGAGGAUGCCUAUUCAAGUUGUUAAAGCAAUGGGAAUAUUAAAAAAAGCAGCUGCUUUAGUAAACAAAGAAUACGGUUUAGAUUCGAAGAUAGCAGAUGCGAUCUCGAAAGCUGCCGAUGAUGUUAUAUCAGGAAAAUUAUACAACGAUCAUUUUCCUUUGGUCAUUUGGCAAACGGGUUCUGGUACACAAUCAAACAUGAACACAAAUGAAGUAAUUAGUAACAGGGCCAUUGAAUUAAUGGGUGGAACGUUAGGUUCAAAAACUCCGGUACAUCCAAAUGAUCAUGUUAAUAAGAGUCAAAGCAGUAACGAUACUUUCCCCACAGCUAUGCAUAUCGCCGUAGCUAAAGAAAUAAAUGAGUGUACUUUACCUGGAUUGGUCGCCUUACGCGACGCUCUCCAACAAAAAUCUAAAGAAUUUGAAAAAAUUAUUAAAAUCGGUAGAACGCACACCCAAGAUGCAGUACCUUUAACUCUUGGUCAAGAAUUUGGAGGUUAUGUACAACAACUAACUUUUGGUAUUGACAGGAUUAAAGAUACUUUACCAAGAUUGUACAUGUUGGCUUUGGGAGGAACCGCUGUUGGCACCGGAUUAAAUACAAGAAUUGGAUUUGCUGAAAAAACCGCAGCCAAAAUUGCCGAAUUAACUGGACUCCCAUUUGUUACCGCACCAAAUAAAUUCGAAGCUCUUGCCGCUCACGAUGCUAUGGUUGAAGUUUCAGGUGCUUUAAACACAGUUGCUUGCUCAAUUAUGAAAAUUGCCAAUGAUAUUAGAUUUUUGGCAUCUGGUCCUCGUUGCGGUUUAGGAGAAUUAUCACUACCCGAAAACGAACCAGGCAGUUCUAUUAUGCCCGGUAAAGUAAAUCCAACUCAAUGUGAAGCUAUUACGAUGGUGGCAGGUCAAGUAAUGGGUAACCAUGUAGCCGUAACAGUUGGUGGAUCAAACGGACAUUUUGAAUUAAACGUUUUUAAACCGAUGAUAGUCGCAAACGUGUUAAGAUCAGCUAAAUUAUUGGGAGAUAGUUGUCAAGCAUUUACGAAAAACUGCGCUGUAGGAAUCGUUGCAAAUAAAGAUAAAAUUGAUAAAAUCAUGAAGGAAAGUUUAAUGUUGGUCACCGCUUUGAAUCCCCAUAUCGGGUACGAUAAAGCGGCCGCUAUUGCUAAAACCGCACAUAAAGAAGGAACAACGUUGAAAGAAGCCGCUAUUAAAUUAGGACAUUUGAACGAACAACAAUUUAAUGAAUGGGUACGACCUGAAAAUAUGUUAGGGCCAAAGUAAAUGAGAUGAUUGGUGUCUGAAAAAUUUGAGAUACUCUCGAUUAAUUAAUGAAUUUUAAAAAUAUAUUUGUUUUUUUUGA